CCUCAACAUCUCAUCUCCCAGGAUUAUCUGGGAUUGGGCAAUGGUGUAACGUGGCUCCCAGCGCAACGAGCGUCCACCUUUUAACCCACCCGCCUCUAUGCGAGCGGUACUGCCGGGGAGACCCCCAGCGAAGCUCCAGUCGUUCAGUACUGCACUGUGGGAUGGACUUCGCGUGAUUGCGUACAUAUCUGGCCACGCGCUGGUCAUCCUCGGCGGUCCGCAGACAAUCCUCCAAACUAUCUACGUCGACGAUACCGAAAAUCUAGAGGCGGUCACCAUUAAUGAGACAUCGGGGAAGAUUGCAGUGUGUGGUGGCUCGGAUGUCUUUGUGUACCAACCGUGGGGUAUCCAGGGCGAGACACCUAAGUGGUCUCUCGCUCACAGUUUCCGUGCCGACGAUGACGAGCCGACCCGUACCAUAUCGUGGGGUUCCCCGAACGAGCUGCUAGUUGGCAGUUCCCGCCUCGCCCUUUGGAUUCUCGACGAUGUACCUCGCUUGGUAUGGCAACGGAAGCUUGCAGGUCCGUUGAAAUUCGCACAAUUCUCCCCUGACGCGGCCUUGGUGGUGACGGUAGGACAAUAUGAUCGCAUGGCCAAGGUAUGGAGACGGCUAGCCUUUGGACCAAACGAAGUGCGGUUUGAGGUAUCAUAUCUCCCUCAUCCAAAUGUGAUCACGGGAAUACACUGGCGGCUACCAUACCACCGGGAGCAAUCGGUCGAGAACGUUCUUUACACCCUUUGCGCCGACAAUAAGAUCCGGGUGUGGGCAGUGACAGAUCACCAUGCUCUUUCACCGUUGCAGCUUUGGGCGGAUAUUGACAUGGAAGCAUCUGUCCAGCCUCGAGAUGCAUCAGAAAAGGACGAGGGAUCACAGAGGCGAUAUGGAUUUAUUCUAGAUAGUCGAGAUUUCUGCGUUGCGACAGAGCGCGCCGUUGAACAGAACUCCGGUAACAAGGAAAACCACGCCUUGGAACAUCUCAUCGAAGUUGCGAACAAAAGCCCGGAAAUUUGUAUGGUGAUUGAUGGCCAAGGCCAUAUAUCUGCAUGGGCGUUGGAAGACAUUGGCUCGAAGGCGAAGACAAAAUUGAGUGUCUUCAAUAUCUUGCACGUUGAAGGCCUGGAGUUUGGAUUCAUGUCAAAUUUGGGAGCUCAAGAGGAUUAUGCCCAAAUAAGUGCUUUCCAAAGCAGCACAUCUGACGAUAGACUCAGCAUCGUUGUGCACCACUUCGAUGGCCGGAUUGAGUGGUAUGACUCGAAGGUGGAUGUUUUCUUUGAUCCCGCGCCUCGAAGAAAUCGAAUAAUACCCAAGGCAUCCUGGUCUGGGCAUACUGCCCCUGUGAAGAAGAUUGUGCGAAAUGCAACUGGCGACACACUCAUUUCCAGAACAGACGAAAACAAGGCCAUGAUUUGGAAGCAAAAGAGACGUGAGGGCGGAUCGAUGCUUAUCCACCAGAGCGUGUUGUUAUCCGAGGAACAUAUUCACCGGACUUGUAUGAUUGAGAAUGGCAAUUUCCUCGUCAAUCUCCACCAUAAUGGGAUUUCGCUAUAUGACUACAGCUCCUACCACGCCAAGAGAUUGGCACAUCUACCCUUCACUUUAUCAAGCAAGCCAUUGUGCGUGCUUCCACUUCCCACCCCAGAAGCAAGCCCGGGCUUGGCUUAUGUGGCAACUAUUGGUGCCGAUAUGCAUGGCAUAGCGUGGGAACUGCAAUGGGACCCUCAAGCUAAGCAGCAUGGCUCAGCAGAGACAGAGCAGAGCUGCAAGCUACGAAAGUUCUGCACCUUUGGGAUGGGAUUGCAGGAAGAUUUGGCCUACAUUUUGCCUGUAGACCCAGCGGGACCCAAAGCUGAAACCUCGGGAUCCUUUGAUACAUUUGCUCCAGACAUUGCUCUCUCCUACACCCAAAGUGGUGUCGUACGCACCUGGACAGCCAAGGUUGAUCGUGAAAAGUCUGAAGUGGAGUGGUUGCUGAAGUCUACGGUUGACACUGGCAUUGAAAAUCCCUCGUUAGCCAGUGGAAGUACCAUCCGCAAAGCCGCACUCGUGGACAAAGAGCGGACUCACUUGACUAUCUGGGAUACCAACAACUCCCAAUUGGAGUUUGAAGAGCAUUUUGCGGAGCAUGAUAUCAUUAGAGAUCUCGAUUGGACCUCCACUCCAGACAAGCAGUCUAUAUUGGCUGUUGGCUUCCCUCAUAAGGUUAUUUUACUGUCUCAGCUACGCUAUGACUAUUUGGAUUCCAAUCCUUCAUGGACCCAGAUUCGGGAGAUAUGGAUUCGAGACCUCACACCUCACCCCAUCGGUGACUCCUGUUGGCUCACCCACGGCCAUCUAGUCAUUGGUGCUGGCAACCAACUCUUUGUAUAUGACAAGGAUAUCGAUGUUGCAGAUCAUCUUGUCUCCGGACUACGCAUUCCGUCCCGUGGACAGCCAACCGUUGACCUCUUCGAUGUUGUCAGCCGCUUGAAUGGUCCACUGCCUGUCUUCCAUCCUCAGUUCUUGGCACAGUGCAUCUUGGCGGGAAAGUCUGCCUUGGUCCAUUCGAUUUUGACGAGUCUCCACAAAAAGUUAAAGUUCUAUUCAGAGGGAGACGAGCUGGAUGGCUUCUUAGAUAUGCCACUAGAGUUUUUCUAUGAACAAGAGGCAUUACAAAAUAUAGCUUCAAAAGAGAUGCGCUCUUCCUUUGCCGACGCUUCUGCCGAGGAGGAGGAAUCCACAUGGAUACGAUCGAGUGCGUUGCAACCGUCGAAAAACAUCGACGAUCCAUGGAUGACAAUGCGGCACGCUAUCUUCUUUUUCUUCCGGCAGCACAUGCUGCGAAAAAGCCAAGGAGUGGCCAAUAAAGACCGUGUGUCAUGGCGAGAAAUUGUUUGGGCUUUCCAUAGUGGCAGCCAGGAUAUCCUCACGGAUCUUGUCUCGCGCCAAUUCAACGGGAAGCUUACUUGGAAGGCUGCCCGGGAGAGCGGCUUGUUUAUGUGGUUAUCGGACUUGACAUCACUGAAAGCACAACUCGAGUCCGUAGCUAAAAACGAGUACACCAAGACGGAGGAGAGGAAUCCCAUCGAUUGUUCUCUGUACUAUCUCGCACUCAGAAAGAAGAACAUUCUGCAAGGUCUUUGGCGGAUUGCACAUUGGCAUCGGGAGCAAGGUCCUACCCAGCGCUUGCUUGCCAAUGAUUUUAAGGAGGCGCGAUGGAAGACGUCCGCACUAAAGAAUGCUUACGCACUGCUUGGAAAACGGCGAUUUGAAUACGCCGCGUCCUUCUUCCUUCUGGCUGAUCAUCUGCGGGAUGCCGCCAAUGUUGUCGCUAACCAGAUGGGUGAUAUCCAACUCGCAAUUGCAAUCACUCGAGCAUACGAAGGGGACCAUGGUCCGGUCCUCCGAGAACUCCUAGAGGAGAGAGUUCUGCCAGAAGCCGCUGCUGAGGGCAACCGGUGGCAAGCAUCUUGGGCCUUCUGGAUGCUUGGACGGCGGGACAUGGCCGUACGAUCGCUCAUAUCACCGAUUGAGACACUCCUCCUGCCAACCCCAGCUUCACCAGGAAGCCCAGGACGAGUCACUCUGCAGUCCAAAUCCUACCUCUCCAACGACCCCGCCCUAGUUGUGCUCUACCACCAGCUUCGCGAAAAGACGCUACAAACACUUAAAGGUGCCUCCCAAGUUCGCCCGGUCGAAGAGUGGGAAUUUGUUCUCCGCAACGCCCGACUCUACGACCGCAUGGGCUGUGAUUUCCUUGCUUUAGACCUGGUCCGUCACUGGGAGUUCCUGGACACACCUCCAAGCCUGAAGACGCUACAAAACCAGUCUGCGCUUGAGCUCGAUCAGAACGGCGUCGAUUACCGGAAGCUACUCCGUCGCCGAAGCAGUCUUGUUGUUGCUGAUCUGCCAGUCCGACUUGCUAGUUCUGCAUCUGCAUCUGCCGAUGCGAAUAACAGUGCCAUUGCUGAUGAGACCCAGCAAAAACCUGCAGCGAAACCGAAGCCGAAACCGCCUCCGACUAUGUUUCAUGAACCUGAUGCCAACUCCUUGUUGGAUAGUUUUGGGUUCUAA
Messenger RNA from Penicillium longicatenatum, 4051 nucleotides. RefSeq lists its product as uncharacterized. The record is from RefSeq and is a predicted model, not a curated record. Gene Ontology annotation, biological process: vacuolar acidification. Gene Ontology annotation, cellular component: RAVE complex. Lineage: Eukaryota; Fungi; Ascomycota; Eurotiomycetes; Eurotiales; Aspergillaceae. The transcript has 8 exons. Gene Ontology annotation, molecular function: protein binding. The coding region runs from base 98 to 4051 and encodes 1317 amino acids.